CUUAUAUCCAUUUAACUCUUCUUUAUUACGACCCGCUCCUAAUGCUUUCGACCCUACGACAAUGAGUAGACGACGCCCAUAUACGGAACCCGAUGUUGAUUGAAGAUAUGAGUAUCCUCAAAUUGCAUUUAAGUCUUCUUCUUCUACCCGUUGUAUCGAUCAUGCGUUGCUAGAGUGUUGGCCUCCUUUACCUAGCAAUUCUGCACCUAUCUCCUGCCUCUCUUUAUGCUUCCCGUACCUCACUGUCACUGAAGUUCUUUGCAAAAGGUGUGUCAUGAUGACCUUGAGCAGCAUAUAAAUGCAUUAUUUUUAUGGCCGCGCGAGACUUAUGCCUAUGCCUAUCACAUAUUAAAGAUGUAAAUGUAGACUGCGCAGGUGGUCCAGUAAUAAUGUCUACCAAUCAGCCACAGCCUAGAGCUAGAAGUUAGAGGUUGUAAAGCAGGGGCUAAUAUGAGUGGAGAAGUGAGGAUCGACGCCGGAGCCGCGGGGUCAACAGACGGACCACGAGCACGAGAAGACGGGUCUUCUGGCAGAUUUCUAGGUCAACAGACGGAACAGUCUCCACGCUACAUACAGAGAAAUAUAGGUUGUGAAAGUGCACAGCAGGAGGUCAAUAGAAGACGGUCCUCGAGUGCGGAGAGUAAAAAAAUAGGAUUUAAGGAGAGGGACGCAGGCGUGAUAAACAAUUCGGAAAAUGAAGAAGUUUCUGGCUGUCAUCGAUACUCCUCGCGCCGUUUACCGCAACCUCAGAGAGAUGUAGUUGGAAGCAGACAUCCCCCACCAAGGUCAUGGCUGCUGAUCCUCAGGGAGGACGGGAGACAAAAAUUCAGGAGGAAAAAACGAUAUUCAUCGAAGCGCAUGCUCAUCGAAGUCGCGAAGAAACACGAUUAUUAUAGUCCUAUCAUGUUUCCAGUUCCACGGCCAUUGUCAAGGCUCCGAGUGAUCUCGAGGAAAAGAAGAAGAGGAGCUCCCACGGAGGGUGCUGGAGCUGGUCUUACGGAUGCCCCUCCCAUUGUUGAUACGGUCUCGUCGACGAAAGAUCGUGAUAUAGGCAUGGCUUUGGCUGACAUUGACGAACGGGGAACUGCUGGACGCUAUCCCUCCUCCGUUUGUUCUAGAGUGACGUUUUUGGAAGGCUCCCAUGAGGCACCACCCGCUGAAGGCCCCCAUGAGGCACCGCCCGCCCGCGUGGAGCAGCCUGCUGCUAUUGGUACGGGAAAAUACAUUUUCGGGAUAUUCGCUCGAGGCAACCUUCUUGGUGGGGAGAGUGCCGUGGACGCGGAUGGCGCAGUUCCGGACGACAAGCCGGACUUGCCCGGAGCAAAGAAAAGAAGUACCUCGUCAAUAUCGCACAUAACGCCACAAGAAGAAGAAGACGAACCGGAUUUCAUCGGCGGCCCAACCAAGCGAGUUUCGUCCGGUACAUUAUUCUUACAAAGUAUGAGCAAGAAUAAGGGUCGAGAUGGCGGUAGCGGCGGGAUUUUGCAGCGAAGUGCGAAGUUGGUCUCGCGGAUGAGCCUUUAUAAAAAGGAUGCGGAGGAUGCUGAUGGCUCUGGUGCAGAGGAAGGUCCUGGAGGUGGAGCAAAACCAGCAAGCGCCAACUCCGCGACGAAGCUGCCGGGCUUCUUGGGACGUCGAAUGGCUUCGGGCAUGGGAAAGGAGCUCAUCGGGGCUGACGGAAAUGCGCGGAUCGUCGUGGGUGAACGGGUGCCGCGCGUGCCGAAGAGCAUGCGUGGAGCAGUUCGGGCCUUCCAAAACCUGCGCUCGAGCGGAAACGAAUUGGGGCCCGUGGCUUUGCGCGAAGACCAGGAUGAGGCACCUUCCCCGCGAGAGCCUUCCUCCACUGCCACUGACACAGCAACAAGCGAACUAAAAAUGCGGCAGGCAGCAAGCGCGUUCCGAAGCGCUAACAGCACCCUCGUUGAGGAGAGGGACGAAAAAGCUGCAGCAAAAGAGGAAGCCCUCAUUCGCAUGGCCAGAAUUAUGAAUAUGCAACAGGAGAAGCGCAGAGAAGCGAGAAAAAAGAAGCGAUUUCGGUCACAGUCGCUUUUCGGAUCUGGAGCGACGAUGCUGGCAGACAAAAUUGAGUACAUGGAGGAGCUCACUGUGGCCACGGUACACAACUUGUUACAUUGAUCUUCACAAGCAUAUUCUUAUAUAUAAUUGACAUUGUCAUUGACAUUAUUUGAGAUGGUGAUGAAGCACGCUUUUGCUGAGGCUCGUGGUUUAUUCUACAUUUACAUUCGCAGGGCCUGUUUAAACACAAAUCAGAAUUAGUAGUUGUUCCUGAUGUAACAAGUAGAUUUUCUUGCAAAGCCAAAAAUUUUUUGCAAAUUCGAGCGAGGUCAUGGUCAACAACAUUUACAUCGUUAAACAGUUUUCAUUCAUUUGUCAAACCUACAGGUAAAUCAUUUGUGGAACCAACCAUGGCGAGAUCCCAGGGGUAGCGUCGGUUGUUGGGCCUACUGGCCUGUUUUCCAUAACGAGAACACUUCGCGGCAAAUUUGGUCUGUCCUCUUUGCCAUUCCCCUCCUCUAUAUCGCAACCAUCUUUCCCUACCGUCUUGCAUUUGUGGAACUCCGUGUAUCCCCUGAGUGGCCCUUUGGCGAGGUGGACGACGCCUCGGUGGAGGCUUCCUCGAAGGGGGCUAGAGGAUGGGAGUUUUUUGACUAUGUCGUGGACGGAAUUUUUUGGGCCGACUUGAUUCUCCAAUUUUUCUUUGCGUACGAAGGAGUAUCAGGGGAGCUCAUCUCGCAUCCGAAAAUGAUCGUAGAAACGUACACGAAAACGUGGUUUUUGCCUGAUUUCAUCGCUUGCUUGCCAUCAGAGCUCUGGACCUGGCUCGGUUCCAACCUGGGACGUUCGAACAAAAUGGUGCGGGUGGGUCGUCUCUACCGGUUAACAAGGCUCACCAGGCUCGGGAAGCUCAUUAAAAUCUCUUCCUUAGCGAAAAUCACCAGAGUAGCCAAGAGCAACCCAAUUAUUUUCGCCCUCAUGCAGAAAAUCGGGAAGUCACGCAUCCUCGUCAUCCUCCAGAUGCUCAUAGGACUCUUGGUAUUUCUUUAUAGAUGUUGGAAUUGUGAUUUUUCUGACCAACCACGAGAAUGAACGACAAGCAACAAGAACAACUGAAAACUCAACAAGUGCUUGCUGAUUGUGUACUUGUUGUAGAAUGUUGAACAACUCAAUUUUUAAGAUUGAAUAGAAAAACAAAAAGAAAUCAAUUAGUAGAUGAAGUAAUGACCACGAAACUUGUCGCUCGCCCCCCUCUUAUUUUCCAGGCGUUGUCGCAUAUAUUCGCUUGUGGAUGGUAUUUGGUAGCAGGCUUUCACGAUAAUCCGGUGGAAACAUGGGUUUGGCGGCGCACGAUAUUCGUGUCGGACAAUGAUAGCGGGAUGUCUCACGAGAUGAGGCUUGUGGACGCGCCGCCCGGUGAGCAGUGGAUGCACUCGCUGUACUACGUGCUAACCGUGUUCACCACUGUAGGAUUUGGUGACAUUGCGCCUUUCACAAUGGGAGAGCUCAUUUUCACGCAGAUCUUGAUGUUGCUCGGAGCGAUCGUGAACUCGAUCAUCAUUUCCGAAGUGAUCCACGUAGCCACGCGCACAGACAUCGUGCGCAACGAAAUUCGGGACAAGUGCCAAGCCGUGGAGCGGUUCUGCGAGAACACGAAUUUGAACAUGCGAACGCAAAGGGUAUUGUCCCACUUUGCGGAGGUCCACACGAAAACGAAGUACGCAGACGGUCGCGACCUGAACCAUCACGGGGGAGAAUCCGUGCAGUGGCGAGACUUGGUCGACAUCGCGGAGGCCAUGGACGGGUCUUUCCGAAACUCUAUCGUCAGGCGCGUGUACGGCGGACUCUACUAUGAAAGCAAGCUUCUUGCGGACUGCGACCGCGGUCUCUCGCCGGAAAUGCGUUCUCUUCCGAUCGUCGUGGCAGGUUUCUUAGUCCAGCAGCGCUUCUCACCGGAGGAGUACCUCUACAUGCUGGGAGAACAGCCGAAGGGAAUCUGGCUCGUCAUGACGGGCUUUGCAUCCCACGUUGCGGUGCCUUCAGACCUUGGCGGAGUGCACAAUGUGCGCACAGUCUCCACUUUACUCAAAAUACCCAACGCAGCUGCGCUGGUUAGAGACAGGUAUUAAAUCUAUAUUUUGCUCAUGGUCUCGAUCUCGUGUUUUUGUUGGAAAUUGUAUGCUAUAACGAGCACUUUCUUUACAUUCAUACUAUAACGCUGCCAUGAUGUAGAAUUGUAUAAAUUUCUUGUCGAUGGAUUGAAAACCAGCACGACGUCCUUCUCCUUCUCGACCAGGUCGUAUCCUUACAACGUUCUGGGGCCGCGGAACUACGUUGGUGAGUGGGAAGUCCUUUAUCCGCGCGAUCGAGCAGCUUCUUGUCGCGCAGAGACGGACGUUCUCACAGCCUUCUUGUCCCGCACAAGUUUUGUGACCAUAUGCCAUCGAUUUCCAAGUCUAGCGGAGAACCUGAAAAGCAGAGCGCAAAGGAAAGAGCAGCGACGGCGCGUAAACUUCGGAAACCACCGUUACACGCAUGACUUCGAGAAGCUUAGCGCGACAAUCAUAUCGGUCUGGUGGCGUGCUGUGGUACUUUCUGAGUUCUGACAUCCUUUUUAUCCUCGUGAUUAAUCUUCAAUAUCAGACCUUGUUGUUAACAAAUAGUAAAGCAAAAGGCUGGCCGUCGUCGUUCUACCUCAGGAGCAGCAGGAGCAGCCGGGAAACCGCUGACAUUCCAGCAGCAUAGAACUCGCCAGGGAAAUCUUAGGCAUAUUGCCGAGUAGAUUCGCUUCGUCGUCAGCCCUUGUUGUUGUUCCAUUUACCACCAAGGAGAUAGUGCGGAAACGUGAACUCCUAACAAACAACUGCGACGUCGAGGAAGCGCGUCUAUUUUGAUUCAGUCAUGAUAAGAUAAGGAAUUUUAUUUGCAAAUUAUACAUAGUUAUAGAAAUACAACGUAAGAAAUCGUCAUCUCUUACUCUUCCACUUCCACCCUCUCGGGCGCUAUUGCAUUCUUCCUCCAACAGACCAUUCGGGCGCUAGCGCAUCGCGUGUUUUCUUCCGUCGGUACACUGUUGCAGAGCAGAGAUGUGUUGAACCCUAAGACGGGUUUGAGCAGGUGGCAACGAGCCAUGGUCCGCGUGUGUGUUCGUGCCGAACGUGUGAGGGAUGUGACGGUGAGCGAGAUUAUGCACGAUUACUGGUCGGUCGUCCGCCGCGUGGAUGACGAAGUGUUCACGCGGAGCGGCGCCUUACGCCCGAACGCGAAGACCACGGGUAGCAUCAUCAGGCGGCACUGCGAGGAGUACGAUAAGGAAGGAAAUGCCAUAGACUUUCGGACCAAGGUGCAACUUUCGGGCAACGAUUUGUUUCUGGAUUCCAGGGCGCACGCAUCCAGUAGCACGACGAGCAAUGCCAAGGGCUUUGCAAACUACGCGAGCGCGUCCUUUCUCGACCUGCCUGGUGAUCCUCCACCAUCUGGUGUCGUUAGCGGUAUAGGUAUGACUGGCGGAGCAGGAGCAGCUAGAAGGCAUCAAGGCUUUCUGCGCAAUGAAAGUUUGAGCAAUUCAGAUCGCGAUUUCGAUGGUGGUCUUCAACUAGACGUGGCCGACAACUCUAUUGGAGGUGUCGCUUCAACUAACUUCGACAACAUAGCCUCACAUAACUAUAAUAGUGCUCCCUCAAUGAUAGCUCUUAGUGGUCCUCCGAGUUCGACUUCGACUGGUGCAGCGGGAGGAGCCCAGCACAGCCUCUACAACAAUAGGCGAAACCCCUCGACAAGUGCCAGAGCCUUUCCCCAUUCCGGCAACACGCACCUGGAUCGCUACCUCAUGAGCAACUUUCGGAAUCUUCGUGGCGACAGUGACGCACUUCGCGUAAAGCUCAACGAAAUGUUCCGCAUGACUCAGGAUCUCUACUUCGCAAACUUUGGACGGGAAAUGGGUUAGAACAAAUAUCAAUCGAAAUAUAACUCUAGAUGAAAUGAAGUCCUCACAUUAAAUCAUUUGUGUGGUGGAUUUUUGCAGCAUGCCGUUAUAAAAAUUGAACAAUAUUGCGUAUACUUACUUAUUCCUGCACCCUCCUGUUUUAGAAAUCUCAUGAGUCCUUCGUGUACAUGCUAACCCCAGAAAAUGCAAAGCAACCUGUAUCUAUUCUACUUAUGUAGAAAGUGCACUUAUACUUGAAUAUAUUCAUCUCAAUCUCCACAACUGUGAUCCUCUUUGUUUUUGAAAUUUGAAAAUGUAUACUUCUCCUUGUCUGUCAGUCUUGUAUAUUGAUUUUUAUGCAACGAAGCGACUCGUAAUUUGAAUUUCUUGCUUCUUAUUCACUCUUGUCAUAGUUCGAUAUAACAAGUUUUAUCAUGAUUCCUUUGUUGUAUAGAUUUAUCGGUUUUCUUUUCGACGGACUAUCGUUAUUCUGUCGAAUCGAUCCUGAAGCCCCUUCUCCAUUUACCAGGAGCGUUCUAUAGCAUGAAAAUGAAAUGGCAGCUUUAUUUGGGAUUAAGAAUAAUCCAUGAGGGAAAUCUUAGGCAGAUUGCCGAAUAGAUUCGCAUCGUCAUUGAUAAGUCAGCGCAUUCCUUGGAACAUUAUUGAACUGGAAUUGGGUUUCGGGAUAUCGAUUUGUUCAGAUACAGUAGGUAUAAGCAACAUCUGCAUAUUAAAAGAUAUCCUGAUUGUUCUUUCCCGCCUGUAAAGAAAAUACAUGAAUGCUUUUUUGUACCCAUACACAAAUCAAGGUGACACAUGAGAACC
Messenger RNA from Amoebophrya sp. A25, 6766 nucleotides. The record is from the annotation of a GenBank genome assembly. Lineage: Eukaryota; Dinophyceae; Syndiniales; Amoebophryaceae.